AUGCCGCUAAGUGAGACUGCGACGACCUCGAAUCGCAGUGUCUAUAGCGUCGAUCCGAAAGCAAGCCUGGGCUUAAAGUCGUUGACGGUGCGGAAAAGCCGCACCGCAGACGAAAUUUUUCUGGCUGCGUCCUUUUCUUUUUUUUGGUUCUGGCUGUUUAAACUUCGGACUGUGCUGAGGUGCCUGCAGAUUCGCAUGACUCUAACAAAGUGCGUUGAAGGCUCGCAAACUUGGUCCACUCAACGCGUCGCGCAAAAUUGGUUGCCUGGUUGCUCUGCGUUACUGCUGCUGCUGCUGCUGCUGCUGCUGGCUGAGUUUUGGGCUGAGCCGACCGCAGACCCUGAGAAGCGGGAAACGUGCGUUGAAAAUGGAGGCUUGGGGAAGUGGAGCUGCAAUUGGAUUUCUUGGAUUGUCGUGUGUUGGUCUCGACUCGACUGCAACACCUUCCGUCUUCCUUCUGAUCAGUCGCUUGACACAUCAAAUUGCGGAAACCUUCGCUAG
This is a messenger RNA of Pseudozyma hubeiensis SY62, 501 nucleotides long. RefSeq names its product trehalose synthase complex regulatory subunit. The transcript is spliced from 2 exons. The record is from RefSeq and is a predicted model, not a curated record. Bases 1 to 501 code for a protein of 166 amino acids. Lineage: Eukaryota; Fungi; Basidiomycota; Ustilaginomycetes; Ustilaginales; Ustilaginaceae.